CCCUUGCUGAGGCGGCGGACUGCCUCGGUGCGCCGUUUAUUUUCCUCCGGCUGUGAACCAUCAUGGCGGUGCCCUGUGGAAGGCAUGUGGUGUUCGUCACUGGAAACGCAAAGAAACUGGAAGAAGUCAUUCAGAUUCUCGGGGACAAGUUUCCUUCCAAAUUGGUGUCUAAAAAGAUCGACUUGCCUGAAUACCAAGGAGAGCCGGACGACAUAUCCAUUCAGAAGUGUAAAGAAGCUGCUCGGCAGAUCGACGGCCCAGUGAUUGUGGAGGAUACCUGCCUUUGUUUCAGAGCUCUCGGCGGACUACCCGGUCCUUACAUCAAAUGGUUUCUGGACAAACUGCAGCCAGACGGUUUGUACAGACUCCUCGCAGGGUUUGAAGAUAAAUCGGCGUGGGCUCUCUGCACCUUUGCCUUCUGUGCUGGCAAAGAUCAACCUGUGCAUCUUUUCAGAGGGCGGACUGAGGGUAAAAUUGUGGCGCCGAGGGGGCCCCCCGAUUUCGGUUGGGACCCUUGUUUCCAGCCAGAUGGAUAUGACCAAACGUAUGCUGAGAUGCCCAAAGCUGUGAAGAAUUCCAUCUCGCACAGGUACCGCGCGCUGGUCGCCAUGUCGGAGCACUUUUCACAGACAAACAACUCUUCGCCAGAAAACAAGAAGAAGAAGCAGGAGGACUAAACUGUUUAAUCUGUUGCAAAAUAAAAGCAGAAUCAAUUUACUCUA
Molecule: messenger RNA, 722 nt
Organism: Oryzias latipes (Japanese medaka)
Lineage: Eukaryota; Metazoa; Chordata; Actinopteri; Beloniformes; Adrianichthyidae
Gene: itpa
Product: inosine triphosphatase (nucleoside triphosphate pyrophosphatase)
Biological process (GO): nucleoside triphosphate catabolic process
Cellular component (GO): cytoplasm
Molecular function (GO): nucleoside triphosphate diphosphatase activity
Source: RefSeq, a predicted model, not a curated record